Molecule: messenger RNA, 3170 nt
Organism: Uranotaenia lowii
Lineage: Eukaryota; Metazoa; Arthropoda; Insecta; Diptera; Culicidae
Exons: 5
Coding region: 1210-2079 (289 amino acids)
Source: RefSeq, a predicted model, not a curated record
CGUCCGUCGUCGUCGUCGGUAUCAGUGUUGAUGCAACCGUAGCACGUUCACGACGUCGCGUUUUCGAAUUCCUUCGCAUCGAAGUGUCGCCCCAACAGAACAGUUCUCCGCAUUGCACGCACGCAAUCAAUCCCUAUAGUUACUGCGCUUUCCUGUGCUCGAUGCUCCCAUAUCAAUCGGUCCUGUUGUGUAUUAUUUUGUGCCGUCUUCCCCGCCGCCUUCGUUUUGUUGAGUGUUUUUUGUUCAACCCCGAUAUGCGUAUGGCAUAGUUGGCUGGUAGGCCUUUAUUAUUUGUGCUAAGGUCAACAAAUUGUGCUAUUGCCUCCUCCUGGUGAAGAAUUCGACGAGUGGGCCACUUUCGGGUUUGGUGUGAACUAGUUUGGCCACCCCAUGAUGUGAUUACGUACGCCCAACUGUGUUUGGAACGGGAUACAUAGGUAGAUUCAAAUUGUCGAAAAUGGCGAAGUUUUUCGAAUCGCUGUGAAGCGCACCUGGAGGCAGCAGGAAGAGAUACAUACCUGUGAGAUUGCGGUAUUCCGCAAAGUGAAGAAGGGAUUGGUGGCAGCGUGGGGAGUGUGAGUUCGAGUACUCGGGUUGGGGCGUGGUGGACGUGGAUUAAGGCUAGGUAUCUUGCAAUCCAUUAGGUAUCCACAUUAAGGUGCCCUGGGGGUAGUGCUGUGACGUGAAAGGAGGGGGCCGUGAUUUUCAAUAUGCCACACGGAGCGAAAGGUGUCAGUGAGUGUGUGAUGAGCAGAUCUUGGCCAAAAAACCUUCGAUGAAGAGGAGCAAACAAACGACAGAGCGCCGUAGUAAUGCAUAUUAUUGAAAACUCCAAAAAUACAUCUGUAUAACGAAGAAUUGGUGAGAGCUGAGCUGCCCCAAGCCACAAGAAGUCGCACAACCACUGCUAGCUGGGCUCAUCGAAAGCCCCCCUCGCGGGUCCCGAGAAUCGAACAACUGAUCAGAAUUGACGAAACACCUGCAUUAGUUUGUUGCAAUCGAGGGUCAUCACAUUCCAACAUUUUUUGUCAACCGUGUGUGCAUUAUUGCAGCCCAUUUUUGACCAUUGACCACACCGGUUCCGGAAGUGCAUGGUACUUCCAAAGCCAUUCGAAGCACACACGCACCCGAAAAUAGUAACAACAGUUGAGGCGUACCUGAUAACAAAAGCACAACAAAUCCACCGCUAAGCGAUAUGCGCCAGCAGCAAUGGCCGGACUUAAGCCGAGCAUCUACGCAGUGCUAGUGACGUGUUUGGGAUUCCUGUGUUUGGUCAUCAGUGCGACUGCCGUUGGGGUACCGAUCUGGGCAUAUUACGAUGGCGUGGAGGAACGAGGAUACUUUGGACCGUGGAGAAAGUGUCAGACGCUUAACUAUAGGGAACGAUGCGGAGACGUGGGGAGAUUCCAACCUUCGGGUGUCGUUUUCACCAGCGGCCUUUUUGCGGUGGCAGCUUGCGGCUUGUUCGGGAUUUUCUGCGUCCUCAGCAUUCUGCAAAUAGCGAUGAUCUCGUCACGGGAUCGUAUCUGCAUGAAGUACACAAGCUUGAUAACGCUCAAGCUAGUUCUGGUGGUACUCGCAGCGCUCCUAUCGCUAGCUUCGGCAGUACUAUUUGCGCUACAAACCGAUGAUACCCGGGCAGGAUUCCGCAUAACCCGGGGCAUUUCGUUCUAUCUGCAGAUAGUGGUCGUAGGCCUAGCGUUGGCACUUCUGGCGUUGGCCAUGUACGACAAAAUUUUGACCAAACGAACCGAUGGCGAUCCGACGAUGAUCGUGACGUCAAAUGGAUCGACCACCUACAACAAUCCCGGCUUCCGAGAAACCAAUGGUAUCGCUGUUACCUCGUCCAGUGGCCGCCCAUAUUCCAGCAUCAAUGGCAGUGUGCAAUCGAUGAACACAACCGUUACCACCAUGUCGGCCUCUACGAUCGGAUCGGUCACGCGGACGCCACUCCGAUCGAGCCUAAAGAAACCUCGACCCCAGAACGGGGAUGGCCUGGGCAUUCGAAAUCCGGGUUACUCCGAAAAUGGUGGCACCAUCAAGAAGGUGCGAAUCCAGACGCACAGUACCGAAGUUUGAAGCGGACACAUGUGUCGGUGUUUUUUUUCUUUCUAUGGGAACAACUUAGCAGAAUCACACAAUAUUUCUGUGUUGCGCGAGCUAGCAAGUGUAGAAGAUCUUUUAUCUGAGUAGACGAUCUUAUUUUACGUUGUUAUUUGUUGGCGUGUCGAACAUGUUACAAGUGGCGGUGAGGCGAAGGAGGACAAAAUCAUACUUAAGUUUAUCGGCGCAGAAAUCGGAUAAAGUUUAUAUGGCAGAUCUGAGCUAAGUGUUAUUUAGUCAUAGUCGUUUAGAAGUAUCUGGGUUCUGUUGAAUGAGUAAAACAAAAAGAGCUGUGUUGUGCACUUCAAAAGUACUGAUUGUAAAUAGCACCACGCAAAACGAUUACCGAAAUGAAUUGAAAUUCAAAGACGUACUAUAAAUCUGUAGAGGAUAGUGUUUGUAUCUAGGGAAGUAAUAAUUUGAAACAGUAGAGUUAAAAAGCGAAAAACAUGCCAAUUAAUUUAUGAAGCCGAGAAAUUCGAAUGGAAACCAAGUGCACUUUAAGGUGUGGCCUUAGUGAACGCACACUGCGCAAUAAUGAAACCGUAGGAAGAAAGCUAGGAGAAAAUAUGAAUUAUCUCAUAUUUUAACAAUAUCAUAGAAAGAAAUUUAUGUAUCAAAAAGCAUCAAGGAUUUCCGGUGAGGCCUUUUUUAUUGAAAGUUUGAUAAUCGUUUUCGCUUCAACGUAUUUUUUUGUACAAACGUACUAAACUUUACAAUCAGCAUUCUUACCCCUUAGAUUUGGAUAGGUAUUAUAAUUUUAAGUUGAAUACUUUAGUCUUCCAGAUGCAUGAGGAUCUGAUUCAAUCAUUUGUUUGUGACAGUUUAGUUUUUAUACAUUUACUAUAUACCUAGAGUUUAUUUUACUAGUGCACUUUACUUUCAAAGUGUAGAAUCUCGAAAAUGAAAAACGAUCCGUCCUGAUGAAACGUUGUACUAUUGCAAUAGGAGCAGAAGAAAGGGAAAGAAGAAGUAUUGUAGUUGUCGAUUCGCAUUAAUACAAAACAGUUCUGUGAUUCAUUCAAAAUGAAUUGUGACAAUGUAAAAAAAUAAAAUUUCAUCACUAA